Sitophilus oryzae (rice weevil) is the source of this 1921-nucleotide messenger RNA. It is a transcript of the gene Gpat4, whose product is annotated as glycerol-3-phosphate acyltransferase 3. Gene Ontology annotation, cellular component: endoplasmic reticulum. Lineage: Eukaryota; Metazoa; Arthropoda; Insecta; Coleoptera; Curculionidae. Gene Ontology annotation, biological process: triglyceride biosynthetic process. The transcript has 10 exons. Bases 200 to 1726 code for a protein of 508 amino acids. Gene Ontology annotation, molecular function: glycerol-3-phosphate O-acyltransferase activity. The record is from RefSeq and is a predicted model, not a curated record.
UCAUUCGUUUUGUAUUUAUUUCAUUUCCCAAUAAUUGACUAUUGAAAAUUAUUUAUUUUUAACUUUCGCGUGGCAGCUUCAGUAUUUCACAAUUAGUCGGGGUGUUUGCGCUCAUUCUAUAGUCAAAAAUGUACGCGUUUUGAAUUAAAAUUAAUUAAAGGACAGUUGUUUCGGGAAAUUCGAAGAAAAUCCGGCGAAAAUGGCAAUAGUAGCAGCCGGAUUUAGUUUUCUACUUUCAAUGUUAUUCGUGCCAUUUAUGAUGCUCCUGCUUUCCAUAAUUUUUCUGGCAUCAAUAGGAAAGUCUUUGGGAGUUAGGCGAUUGUACGUGAAAGUUCUACUUAUGAUUUUCGAGUAUGGGAAGAAGGACAUCGAAAUUGCCCAAAAUGAAAAACGAAAAUACACCUCCGACUCCGAGGAUGAAGGCUACAGCGAGGAGGGCGACGUUCCCACUCUUUAUACCAAAAAUAAGCCCCAAAUAGAGAAGAGCACUGCCUUGAAACCGAACGGUUUGACCAAUGGACAUGUGGUGAAUGGUGGAAACAACCUUAUUAGUCGAGAAGACCGACACAUAUUGCUGCCGGAUCCAGUCAACGUCCCAAUGAUCGAUCACAAAUCUGAAGAGAAUGACAUCGAGGAAGAGUUCAAAGAAAGACAAGAGAAAGUUUUCAAUUUUCAACUUUGUACCAUCUUGGACUACACCAAAGCUGGCAUGGAAGCCAUAAUAGAAGACCAAGUGACCUCUAGAUUUGAAACUGAAGAGCUGAAAAACUGGAACCUCCUCAUCCGAACCAAUCGCGGUUAUGAAUUCAUCUCGUGGAAGCUCACCUUCAUAUGGCUUUGUGGAUUUUUCGUACGAUAUUUCUUCCUUCUUCCAUUAAGAGUCACCAUAUGUUUUUGCGGGGUAAUGCUCUUACUAGUAACAACACCCUUUAUCGGCUUCAUACCGCCCGGUAUCCUGAAGCGCUGGGUCCACAGCAAGAUCUACAUGAUGGCUUUUCGGAUAAUAAUCCGAUCGGUCUCUGCUGUUAUUCGGAUACAUAAUCGAAAAUGGCGUCCGCAAGGUGGCGCUAUAUGCGUGGCCAAUCACACCUCGCCCAUCGAUAUAGCAGUUUUGUCGGUCGAUGGUUGUUACUCUUUGAUUGGACAAAGACAUGGAGGCUUUUUAGGGAUACUCCAAAGAGCUUUGGCAAGGGCAUCACCUCAUAUAUGGUUUGAAAGGUCGGAAGUUAGGGAUAAAAAAUUUGUCGUGAAGAGGUUAAAAGAGCAUACGUCAGAUCCUAAAAAUCCUCCCAUAUUGAUUUUCCCAGAGGGUACUUGCAUCAAUAAUACUUCAGUGAUGCAGUUUAAAAAAGGCAGCUUUGAAGUGGGCAGUGUGAUAUAUCCUGUUGCUAUUAAAUAUGAUGCCAGGUUUGGCGAUGCAUUUUGGAACAGCAGCAAAUAUUCCAUGCUUCAUUAUUUGUACAUGAUGAUGACCAGCUGGGCCAUCGUCUGCGAUGUAUGGUACUUACCUCCUAUGCAGAAAAAGGAAGGGGAGAGUUCCAUAGAUUUCGCCAAUAGGGUGAAAAGUGCGAUAGCCAAACAGGGCGGUUUAGUCGAUUUAGUUUGGGACGGCCAGUUGAAGAGGUAUAAAGCCAAAAAAGAAUGGAAAGAGCGACAGCAAGAGGAAUUCAGCAAAAGAUUGAAAGUUAAGAUUCUACGUCAACGCCACAGAUUAUUUAUUAUAUAAAUUAGAGCUGUCCAGUAAAUAUCAGAAAAGGAUAUUUUAUCGAUUCAGGAUAUAAGAUGGGCAGAAAUUUCAAAAAACGUAGCCUUCAAGUAAAAAGAACAAAGAACGUAGCAUACAACAUGACAAAUAAAGGUUUUAUCAUUUUAUAACUAGCUUAUACCCUCGAUUAACUAAAAUAAACGUUUUUUAAAAGAA